Messenger RNA from Miniopterus natalensis, 2237 nucleotides. The record is from RefSeq and is a predicted model, not a curated record. Lineage: Eukaryota; Metazoa; Chordata; Mammalia; Chiroptera; Miniopteridae.
ACCCACCAGCAGACUGGUUGAUGGCCCAACAUGUCAGCUGUGUCCUGAAAACUGCAGGGUGGAGGACAGGCAUUGCCAGCCAGCCAGCAGUGGGUCUGGGGUGCAGCCUGUGGGAGGAGAACAAAGCAGAGGGUGCUCUUUGUCCUUGAGGUCUCUAAGCUAAGAUGCUUGUCUUCCUGUUUUUUCUUCGUCCCCGGAGCCAGGUGAGUGGGCAGGAGACUUGAGGAGCACCAGCUGAGUCUGGAGACCACCUACUUCCAGCCCACACACCUGGUGGUCUUAACAAACCCAGACAACUGGUUUCUUUUGGGUCCUCGGGGAGGGGGCUCUUCCCCUCUGCCCUCCUCCAGGCCCAACCCCACAGCUGUUGAUGUUUGGCCCUUCUGGGCUGGUCACUCCCUGCUCACAUUCCCACUUCUGUCUCCAGAGGAAAAAACUCAAGGACAGUUGGACAAAUCGGUCACAGGCCACACUUUCUAUCACUGGUGGGAAGGAGAUAGGCAGCGGCAGGGCCAGAACAGAAGGGGCUUUGAGGAGGCCCAGGCUUGCAGUGGAGCUCAGGCACUGGCCCCCAAGGUCACCUCCUGGGAGGCGAUAGGGGUUGUCCUCCAGCACAAACACCCUGGGCUCUCCUAUAUAAGCAGGGUGGCCCAGCCCCUUACAAUUCCCAGGAUGUUGGCUGCACCUCUCUCCCUGUUGGUCUUGCUGCUAUGGGCAAUGGGGACUGUGCUGGGGGCCGGGACCCCUGGAGAAGAGGCCUUGCCUGGGGAACCCACUAUAGGCACCGGGGGUCUCAUCUUCCACCAAGACUGGGACUGGCCAGCCCCCCGGGUCUGGUCUCCAAGCAACCAGCAAGACUCCCUGUGCCUGGUGACUCUGGGUGGAGGCAGAAACAGCAGCAGCUCCCCCUUACAGGUGGUGGGAGUCCUGAGGGGCUAUGAGCAGGCCUUCUUGGAGGCUGUGCAUCAGGCCCACUGGGGGCCUCGUGACCUGGCUAUCUUUGGCGUCUGCACCCCAGGCCACAAGCAUGCUGCCCUGCCCCCUCUGAGGUGGCUUCGAGCAUGGCUGGGAGAGCCUCAGGGGCAGCGGCUGGUGGUCCUGCACCUGGAGGAAGUGACGUGGGAACCAACACCCUCGCUGAGGUUCCAGGAGCCUCCACCUGGAGAAAUGAGCCCCCCUGAGCUGGCGCUGCUGGUGCUGUACCCAGGGCCUGGCCCAGAGGUCACUGUAACUGGGGCCGGGCUGCUGGGCGCCCAGAAUCUCUGCCUAUCCCGGAACACCGGCUACCUGGUGCUGGCGGUGGACCAUCCCGCGGGGGCCUGGCACGGCCGGGGUCUCGCCCUAACCCUUCGGCACCGCGGAGAUGGUGCCGCCCUGAGCACCACCCAGCUGCAGGCAUUGCUGUUCGGAGCUGACCCCCGCUGCUUCACGCGGAUGACCCCAGCCCUGCUCCUGUUGCCACGGCCAGGGUCCACGCCCAUGCCCAUGCCCGCGCACGGUCGGCUGGAUACAGUGCCUUUCCCAUCACCCAGUCCGACCCCGGAACCCGAGGAGCUGCUGCCCAGCACCGACCCCUUCCUGGAGACGCUCACGCGCCUGGUGCGCGCGCUGCGGGGGCCCCAAGCCCGGGCUUCGCCACCCCGCCUGGCCCUGGACCCUGCAGCCCUAGCCGGAUUCCCGCAGGGCCUGGUCAACCUGUCUGACCCUGCGGCGUUGGAGCGCCUGCUAGACGGCGAGGAGCCCCUGCUGCUCCUUCUGCCGCCUGCCGCUACCACAGCCGGGGACUCCACGCCGCUGCAGGGCUCAGGGUCCUCGCCGUGGGCGGCGGACCUAGUGCGCCGCGUGGCCGUAGAGCUGCAGGCAGCUGCGGCUGAGCUGCGCGGCCUCCGCAGCGCGGGGGCCGGGACCGCUGACGCGCCGUGCGCACUGCGCGAGCUGAGCGUGGACCUGCGUGCCGAACGCUCGGUUCUCAUCCCGGAGACGUACCAGGCCAACAACUGCCAGGGCUCGUGCGGCUGGCCGCAGUCCGACCGCAACCCGCACUACGGUAACCACGUGGUGCUGCUGCUCAAGAUGCAGGCCCGCGGGGCGGCUCUGGCGCGCCCACCCUGCUGCGUGCCCACGGCCUACGUGGGCAAGCUGCUCAUCACCCUGUCGGAGGAGCGCAUUAGCGCGCACCACGUGCCCAACAUGGUGGCCACCGAGUGUGGCUGCCGGUAACCCCGCGCCCCGCCCCC